Molecule: messenger RNA, 6713 nt
Organism: Engraulis encrasicolus (European anchovy)
Lineage: Eukaryota; Metazoa; Chordata; Actinopteri; Clupeiformes; Engraulidae
Gene: nfatc2a
Product: nuclear factor of activated T cells 2a
Exons: 10
Coding region: 1160-4114 (984 amino acids)
Biological process (GO): regulation of transcription by RNA polymerase II; cytokine production; calcineurin-NFAT signaling cascade
Cellular component (GO): transcription regulator complex
Molecular function (GO): DNA-binding transcription factor activity, RNA polymerase II-specific; RNA polymerase II cis-regulatory region sequence-specific DNA binding; transcription factor binding
Source: RefSeq, a predicted model, not a curated record
UAUAUUUAACAACUUUAUUGCUGGAACAUGAAUGCUUGAUUUUUAUCAUUGUCCAGUUACAGUCUCGUUAACAUUAACACAGAAAGGUUUGUUGUGGCUGUAGUGCUUAUUCCUUUGACUAAAUCAGAAAAAUAAUAUAGUUUUCAUUAGACGUUAAGUGAGCCUUUUAAAGCGUGCAUGGCAGGUAGCGUUUAGGUAAUGGUAUAGUAAGGAGAUGAGCCACAUAUGUGCCAUGCAUGUUACGUCUUGGUAAUUAUGUUAUCUUUUAUGUGCUGUUUCAUAUGCAUCGUCUGAUAUUGACAGUUGAUGGGAAUACCUCUGUCUGAGCCGGAUGCUCAAAAUACCUGGCGACUGUGCGUAAACUGUGCGUAAAACUGUUGGAAACGUUCCUCUAUUCACCUAAGAUAGGUUACAUGGGUACAAAAAGAGUCAGACUUGUCAGAAGAAGAAAAAACUGGCUAAUAUUAAAACGAAUCCUGACUAGUGGAAUUAGUUGCCUCCACAACCUCUGUGCAAUAGACAUUGUGCAAUAUGGGGCAUUUUGGCAGAGCAGGCGUAUCAUCUACGCAUAAUUCAUACAUGUGUAUUAACAGUUCUGUCGACUAGAACAAUGCUGCAUGUGCCUCACCUCCCACAUGUCAUAGAUAAAUAAUAGUGAACCUCUUCAUACAACGGCAUGUUGAGUUGCGCGCCGUCUUACGAAAUCAGUGUCUAUCUGAAAAGGGGAGUGUGUGUGUGUAUGUGUGUGUGUGUCACUCACGGGAGCGCAUGGUGAUGCUGUGGGUGCACCUGUCACUCUCCGAGUUAUCAACAGGAGGCGUAUUCCGUCACGUAUUCGCUCGAGUGCCAUCCUAGUAGCGGCGGUACUGUAUUGCACGCGGCCGUCCAGACACGCCUCGCAUGUAGUUGCGAUGAAACAGGAAGCCAACGAGGAAGGGUUGCAGGCUGUCAGUCGUUAAAUGCAGCAAAUGCUUCUUGACAUUUUUCGAGUACAGGUACCUUUUGGCGUCCAACCCUGUCCUCAUUCCCUGGGCUCACCGGCUGCUCCCUCGCCAGGUUUUCUCUUCUGGGUUGUUUAGAACGAGGCGCACGGCUGUCUAUUCUUGGCAUCUUUCCGAAUGGUCACGGUUUUCCUAAAGUAAACGGUAAUAGAAAUCAGAUGACCUCGUUUUACGACGACAAAGUUCAUGCGCUCGAGUUGGCCGAAGAGCUCAGUCAAGUGAACUGCCAAGAUGACUUGGAGUUUGCCUACCUGUUUGAGUACGAGCCUCCCAGCAGCGAUGACUUCUCUACGGAGAAGAGAGAUGAGCCAGACCUCUCUCCACACAAAGGCCUCAGCCCCCCAGGCACCCUCCCAUACACCCUGGACGACACCCCCGGCUUCGGCCUCAAGUCCUGCAGCCCGGCCUACAGCCACGAGUCGCACCCCGAGGGCCAGCCCGACUACGACUUCGAGGGGAAAGGUGGCGGUGGCUACCUGUUUGGCAGCGGUAGCGUUCACCAGGUGGGGCGUCCGCUGUCCGGAGCUCCGGCCCUGAGUCCCCGCAUCGAGAUCACCCCGUCCCGCGAGCACUACAACACCCACGGGGGGCGCAGCGGUGGCGACGGCUCUCUCCAGGGCCAGCUGCUCAACACCAGCCCCCGGCAGGCGCUGACGGUGCCCGGCCAGGACAGCUUGGCCUACCGCGAGCCCGCCUGCCUCAGCCCGGCCUCCAGCAACUCCUCCACCAGCUGGCACUCGGAGAGCUACUCCCCCUGGGCCUCCCCCUGCGUGUCCCCCAGCAACGGGCAGGGUGCCGCCGACCUGUGCCCGCGCUUCCAGGGCAUCCAGACCAGCGGCGGGUCGCCGCGCGCCUCCCCGGGCACCUCGCCCCGCACCAGCCUGACGGAGGACUGCGCCGGUGGUGGCCCGCGCUCGCCUUCCCCGCGCGCCGGCUCACGCUCCACCUCCCCGCAGGGGAAGCGCACCUAUCACAUGUACCGGAACCCGGGCCUCAUCGCUGGGCCGCGCUCCCGCAGCCCGUCCCCUCACGGCGGCCAUCAUCAUGACAACCACCACUCCGGUGGCGGUGGCGGAGGUGCUGGGUUCCACUACGGGUCAGAGGUCAUCAACGGCUUCAGCGUGCCCACGCAGCCCAGCUCCGUGCCCACCAAGAUCAUCCGCACCGUCAGCAGCCAGGGCUACCCCGUCUACCAGGAGAGCCCCACCGACGGCUACGUGUUGCCGUGCCAACAGGACCUCAAGACCAAGCCCGAGCCCUUCUACGUCAUCCCUCCCCCCAUCUGGACCAAGCAGCUGCCCUCCAUCCCGGGCAUUUGCAGCAGCAUCCCGGUGUCAUCUCUGCCCCCUCUGGAGUGGCCCCUGCCCUGCCGCACUGACCAGUACGAGCUGCACAUCGAGGUGCAGCCCAAGCCACACCACCGCGCCCACUACGAGACGGAGGGCAGCCGCGGGGCCGUCAAGGCACCCACCGGAGGACACCCAGUAGUACAGCUGCGCGGCUACAGAGGGAAGGAGACGCUGGGCCUGCAGAUCUUCAUCGGCACGGCGGACGAGCGCAUCCUGAAGCCACACGCCUUCUACCAGGUGCACCGCAUCACGGGCAAGACCGUCACCACCUCCAGCUACGAGAAGAUCCUCCACAGCACCAAGAUCCUGGAGAUACCGCUGGAGCCCAAGAACAACAUGAAGGCAAUAAUUGACUGUGCUGGGAUCCUGAAGCUCCGCAAUGCCGAUAUCGAGCUGAGGAAAGGCGAGACGGACAUCGGCCGCAAGAACACCCGCGUGCGCCUGGUGUUCCGCGUCCACAUCCCCCAGCCCAACGGACAGCACGUCUCGCUGCAGGCGGCCUCCAAUCCCAUCGAGUGCUCAGCCCAGCGGUCGGCUCACGAGCUGCCCAUGGUGGAGAAGCAGGACCUGGAGAGCUGCAGCGUGCUGGGAGGACAGCAGAUGAUCCUCACCGGACAGAACUUCAGCUCCGACUCCAAAGUCAUCUUCACCGAGAAGACCCAUGAUGGACAGCAGAUUUGGGAAGUGGAGGCGUCCGUAGACAAGGACAAGAGCCAACCCAGCAUGCUCUUCAUCGAGGUCCCCCCGUUCCGAGACCCCUCCAUAUGCCACCCGGUCAAGGUCAACUUCUACGUCAUCAAUGGCAAGAGGAAGAGGAGCCAGCCACAGCACUUCUCCUACAUCCCCCUCCCAGUGGCGUCUAUAAAGACAGAGCCUCUGGAUGAGUACGAGCGUGCCCACAUGGCCGCCCAGUACGGCCUGCCCCAGCUGCUGGGCGUGUCUCCCCAGUACUACCACCACCCGCACCACCACCACCACCACUCCACCGCCGCCGCCGCCACCCGCUCCCUGCUGUCCGCCCCCGACCCCGCAGGCCUCGGCCUGGCCUCCUGCCAGCAGGCAGGCAGCCGUCCGGCCACCGCCCCGGCCCUGGACCCCCGCUUCCAGCAGCAGAGCCCCGCCAUCGUCUACUCGCGCGGGCUCAAGAGCGCCAGUGCCGGGCCCGCUCUCUUCCCCCACCAGCAGCAGCAGCAGCUCAGCCCGGUGUCGGUGUCAGUGUCCCCUGGGGCCAUCGCCACCUCCUCCUCCUCCCCUUCCUCCUCCUCCUCCUCCUCCAUGCUCCCGGACCCCCACCACCGCUCCGUGCUGGUUCACACGGGCUCCCCGUCUCAACAGCAGCACAGCCACCCCCACAGCCACACACACUCCUCCAUCAUCCAGUUCUCCUCCGCCAACAAUAUCCUGCGGGCCGCCGAGCCCCCCUCCAUGGGUGGCAUAUCUCCCGAGCACCAGCAUGGUCUGUUUGCGGAGCCCCCCCACCAUGGUGGCCAGGGGCAGCAGGGGCACUACCCCACGGUCAUCCAGCAGCAGCAGCAACAGCAGCAGCAGCAGCAGCAGCAGCAGCCGCCGUACUCUACCAGCCCCAAGGUGGCCAAGAGCCGGAGCCCUUCCAGCGAGGAGACCAGCCCGCACGGUGGCCUACAGCCCGCAACCGCACGGGUCACCGUCAAGGAGGAGAACUUGGACCAGGCCUACCUGGAUGAUGUGAAUGAGAUCAUCAGAAAAGACCUGACCGGUGUACAUCAUGGCAGAGGCCAGACAUAAGGCGGACAGUAACCAAGACCCCACCUUCACCACCACCAGCAGCAGCAACUCGUUCCUCUCUUCUCUCCUCCUCCUCUGUCACACACCCACAAGUGGACACCUCUGCUGAGCUAUCCAAGGUCACCUCUAUGGUAGCGCAAACCACAAGAGAGUCAACGAUUCCUCCUCCUCCUCCUUUUCUUCAACCCCACCUGAUAAGCACACUGUAGGCCCAUAUAUUUCUUGCCCAGUUCGUAGCUUGAGGAGUUCUGACGCACUUGAUUCAACUUGACUUGAUCACAUCCCCAGAUAUCGAGGUCAGUAGGUCUUAAAGAGUUCAGUCGCAAAUGUACAUAACCAGAGCCGGUUUUACCAUAAGCAGAGCAGGCUGUUGCCUAGGGCCCCACCAAAUGUGUCCAUUGUAUGGGGCCCCAACAGUCAGCCCCACCAUGAUAAAUACCAGCGAAAGUAAUUGAAAAGGGCCCCAUGUCUAUAUCUUGCCUAGGGCUCCCAGGUGGGUAGAAGCGCUGCUGUAGAUAACAGGAGAAGCAUCAGCAGGGGAAAUGUGUGUCGAGUCAUACUGAGAGAGCGUAGGGUUUGUCCCCUCACUUAGCGACAUCAGCAAUCUACCAGCAACCCAAACCUACCUUUGAUCUGGAGUGCACUGGCUGCUUAGCUCUAAUUUGAUGCCAAACGCUUUCAUCUAUGCAGGUCUGCAGUUAGCUUACAAAUCCUAUAAUACACAAUAGAAGAUCUCACAAUGUGCUUGCUAUGGUCAAUACAUCUGUCAACGACAAUGCAUACGAUAUACUUGCUAUGCUAAAAGUAGCUCCAUUCUCAGAUGUGGUGAAGGUCUCUUCAUUGUAAAAAUAAAUAAAUAACCAAAGACAUUUUUAAAGCUUAUGUUUCUACUCUUAACAUUCUUGCCCUGUUUGAAAUACUCUUUACAAAGAAUCUUUUUAAGUGCCAUUAUAAUUCACAUUGUAAAUACAGUGCCUUGUUUUUAUGUUGUUUUUCAAAGCUAUGACAUGACGGAAAAUCUUGUUACCCGCAAAGAAAAUACAGCUAGUCUCGAAAACCAAAGAAACAAGAUUUUUCUGAGCGUAAACUGGGAAAAUAUUAUUUUCCUUGUGUGGAAAGCCGUUGAGCUAAACACACCAGAGAUAUUCUGCUUUUUAUCCUGACUUUCAGCUUUGUACACAUCUCUUGUUUCUAUGCAAACGUUUACAGUAGCAGCGUGGCUUUACUUAAGAACCUGUACUACCUGCCUCAGGCCUGCUCCUCUCUGCUUUAUAGUGUGUGUAUGCAUCCUCUUCUGAACCUCUUUAUCUGCUUGAUUCAAGAUUCCUGUCUCUUUGGUGCUUUUUCAUAACUGUAAAAUACUGUAUACUCAUCUUAUUGGAAGCGUUUGACAAGUUGCACUUGAAGACAUUUACAUAGUUUUUCUUGUUAGUCUUUUUUUUAAUCUUUGUAAAGACAUUACAAUCAUCUCAACAAAAGACUGCAAUGUUGACACAAAGGGGAAACAACUGUCCAGUGCCUAAACACACAAUGUGGUUUAGCAGAGCCAUUCUGAAUCAUAAUGUUGUCUACAUGCCUUUUACACAUAUUGCAUUUACAUACAUUAGAGCAGGGGUGGGGAACCUAUGUCUCGAGGGCCGUUUGCGGGCCUUGAGGCCGUUUUAUCCGGCCCCCGAUAUCAUUUUAGUGUUAUGCAACUUCACAUAAAAUAUGACAUAUUUUGUAAAGGAAUCUUAGAAAUCACAUUUCCAAUGCAAUUAAGUUAUAUUCGGGGGACCUAGAGAAGGUGGGGACUGUUUUAAAGGUGUCUACCUUCAAUAUAGGCUUAAAUUGCAUGGGGAAAUCCUGAUUUGUGUUCAUACGGCCAGUACGGCCCUCGGAGGACUUCUAUGACCCUUGUAGGAAUUUGAAGUGACCCCUCGAAUGAAAAAGGUUCUCCAACUCUGCAUUAGAGGCUAAACCAUAUCCGUCUGUUAAAAACAGUAUGUUGUUGACAAAUCAAACUCAAAAGCCAUGAAACUGAUGUUUCAUCUCUAUGUCUUUUCCCCAAAAAGACAAUCAAACAUUUGUUCCUAUAUCUAAUUAGGAUGUGAAAGAUGCACUCUUUGUACAGUUCCAAGUGUCUUAUCACAGUAAUAACAUUGAAUGUAAGCCAUUUGUCUUUUAGUGCCUGUUGUAAAUAUAUUUUGAACAUAAUAUGAUGUAUAAAAUGUGUCUUUUUUUAAAAUAUGUAGUUUUAAGUAGAGAAAGUGUAUUUUUUACAAACUGAAUCAGUUGUCGUCUUGGUUUUAUUGUUGUCAUGUAGCCAAAGCAUAAUAUAUGAAAUGCCAAAGAUAGAAACCAGUAGCCAUUCCUUUUAGCUCCAUGAUAUUAAUAUAAUACCUGUUUCCUUAAAAAAGGCAAAUCUAUAUUUUUGUGUCAGACAUAAUGUUUUUAUAUGUAUGAAAGCCUUGUCUUUGUAUUUCUUCUGGUAAGUUUCUGCCACCUCAUGCAGUUGUUGUUCAGACUGUGCUGUGUGCCAAGCCUCAUGUUUCUCUGCAGUUAUUAAGAAAAAAAGCAAUAAAUCAGAUAAACAUAAACUACCGGUUGUGUUACUCAU